This is a messenger RNA of Lagopus muta (rock ptarmigan), 1174 nucleotides long. It is a transcript of the gene OTX2, whose product is annotated as orthodenticle homeobox 2. The transcript has 3 exons. Gene Ontology annotation, molecular function: DNA-binding transcription factor activity, RNA polymerase II-specific; RNA polymerase II cis-regulatory region sequence-specific DNA binding. Lineage: Eukaryota; Metazoa; Chordata; Aves; Galliformes; Phasianidae. Bases 1 to 894 code for a protein of 297 amino acids. The record is from RefSeq and is a predicted model, not a curated record. Gene Ontology annotation, cellular component: nucleus. Gene Ontology annotation, biological process: regulation of transcription by RNA polymerase II; multicellular organism development.
AUGAUGUCUUAUCUUAAGCAACCACCUUACGCAGUCAAUGGCCUGAGUCUCACCACCUCGGGCAUGGAUUUGUUGCAUCCGUCCGUCGGUUAUCCCGGUAAGGCACCUUUUUCUCCCUCUCCCACCCCCCGAAAGCAGAGGCGGGAGCGCACCACCUUCACCCGGGCACAGCUGGACGUGCUGGAGGCCCUGUUCGCCAAGACCCGCUACCCCGACAUCUUCAUGAGGGAGGAGGUGGCCUUGAAAAUCAACCUGCCCGAGUCCAGAGUGCAGGUGUGGUUCAAAAACCGCCGGGCCAAGUGCCGGCAGCAACAGCAGCAGCAGCAGAAUGGGGGCCAGAACAAGGUGAGGCCGGCCAAAAAGAAGAACUCGCCGGCCCGGGAAGUGAGCUCGGAGAGCGGGACCAGCGGGCAGUUCACACCCCCCUCCAGCACCUCGGUCCCCACCAUUUCCAGCAGCAGUGCCCCCGUGUCCAUCUGGAGCCCGGCGUCCAUCUCCCCUCUCUCCGAUCCCCUGUCCACCUCUUCCUCCUGCAUGCAGAGGUCCUACCCCAUGACCUACACCCAGGCAUCGGGUUACAGCCAAGGAUACGCCGGCUCGACCUCCUAUUUCGGAGGGAUGGACUGUGGAUCUUAUUUGACCCCCAUGCACCACCAGCUCCCUGGACCGGGGGCCACCCUGAGUCCCAUGGGUGCCAACGCGGUCACCAGCCACCUCAACCAGUCUCCAGCCUCCCUCUCCACCCAGGGCUAUGGAGCCUCCAGUUUGGGCUUUAACUCGACCACCGAUUGCUUGGAUUAUAAAGACCAAACCGCCUCCUGGAAGUUAAACUUCAAUGCUGACUGCUUGGAUUAUAAAGACCAGACAUCCUCAUGGAAGUUCCAGGUUUUGUGAAGGCCCGCGGGAACCUUUGUGAUAAUAAGAGAAAUCGUGACGAGAACAAAACACGCUGGGCCGAACGCUCCAGCUUUAGUCAGGUCUUGGUUAAAUUAAAGAGAAAAUAACUAAACGGACAAACGGACAAACAAACGAACAUAAAUCCGACGACGACGACAAUGGCGACAAAAGAGGGACAGUGUUGGUGUGACCACGUUCAGACUCAUCUCCUGCUCAGACGCUCUGGAAAAGGAACGACAAAGAGGAAAACGGAGGAGGAAGGCCUUAAACGGACAGA